CGUGACGUAAGCCGCCUUCAGGGACCUCGGACAUAUUCAGAAAUGUCGAGAAGCUGAUUAUUACCGGUUUACCAAAUGGAUAAGUCUGGUGUUGUUACCACGUUUAUUGAUGCAUGUCGCACGGUAUUUAGUUAGAGAACGAAGUUCAACGCCACUCUUAAUGGUGAUUACACUACAUGCUUCAUCCAGAUUUUUCAGACGCAAGAAGGCUUUUGAAUGACCUAAUUUAGAGUUUACGAGGUUCCCUGAACGCACCACAAUGUCCCCUGUAUUGUUUUCAACUUCGACCUUUUGAAACUCAUGUUCGGGGAAUUCCCCCUCCUUAUACCAAUAAAUGAAAGCUGAAACUGUUUUCACGGUGUACAGUGCAAGCAAAACUGAUGCCUAUAAUUAGAAUAAAUUGUUGUCUUGUGUUUCUUUUUUUUUUUAAUCAAUAAAUAAAUAACUUCCAACAUUGUUUGGCAUGCUUAUGACAUUUGAGCCAUCCGAGUCGGGUCUAUUCCGGUCGCCUCUUCUGGGUGAGGGUUGGACUGCUUACAGAGCGGGUUGGUCGGACCUGAACUGGCUGUUUAGAACCGACUGGGUUGCUGAAUUAUCGAGUGCCUCUCUUCAUGGACUUGUAUGAGAUCAGAGGAGGCAGUCUGGAUGUGAUUGCAGAGGAAGCUGAGCACCAGGUGAUGAGCACCAUGGCAGGCGGGGGAGGGAGGGCGACCCGAGGAGUUUCCACCUUCCAGAGGUUUUCUGUGGACACCAACGAGUCCCUUUGUUUUGAGCCCUGUGAGGACAGCCUUCCAUCUCCCACUGGGGCAGAAGACAGACUUGAUGAUGUGUUUAAAGAGGGAGAAACUGAGAGUGAGAUUGUAACAAUCAAGAAUCGUCUGCAAGGGAAGGUCGCUGAGAUGGAGAACUUUGCAAGUCAUCUGGAGGAGAUCUUUCUCACUGUGGAGGAGAACUUUGGCCGUCAGGAGCAGCACUUGGAGCAGCACUACAACGACGUGCUGCAGACAUUGUCUCAGCGCUAUGACGACAGGGCGGUGGGCCUGGAGGAGGAGAAGAAGGGCAAGCUGGAGGCCCUGUACAAGCAGCUGCUGGCUUGUGGUCAGGCGAUGGACGCCUCCAAGGAGCUCAUUGAGACGGCUCAGGAGGUCUACCGCGAGCAGGACAAGAGGCUUUUCUUCAAGGCAGUUAUGCCCACCAUCAAAAGAAUCGAGGAGUUUGCCAAAGAGCAGGUUGACCUCACGCUGUCGACAAGUCUUGAGUUUAACACGCCACGUGCUGACCUGUCGGAUGUCAAAACCAUGAUGGACUCCAUCAACGUUGUCCCAGCGCCGUCUGCCCCGGUAAUCAACCCCCAGACGCCCAACUCUGCCACCCAGACGUCCCUGCGUGUGUGCUGGAGCUUGUUCUCCGACGACACGGUGGAGUACUAUGAGCUUUACUACAGACCGGUGCUGGAGGACACGCCAGCUGACAGCCGCUGUGCACCACUCGUGAGCAAGGUCCAAGUGAAGGAGACCCACUGCGCCGUGACAGAUCUGCUGCCGAAUGCUCAGUAUGAACUGUGGGUGACUGCGACCAACACCACAGGCAUCAGCCCAGCGAGCGAGAAGACCUUAUACAUGACAGUGCCGUCGCCUCCAGUGAUCAAGCAGAGGGAGUGUACGAGCUGCCCAGAGGCUGCUCUGAUCCGCUGGGAGUCCGGCAACACCAACCCUGUCGACUCGUACACUGUGGAGCUCAGUGAGAUGGGCACUGACUGCACAGAGAGCGGCAUCGCUGAGUCUGUUGUAGCCGUGCCCACCUGUCAGUGUCUGAUCCAGUUGCAAACAGGACGCCGUUACCUCAUCUCUGUGAGAGCAGUCAACAUCGGUGGGCCGAGCUGCGGGAGUGAAGUUAUUACUGUGUCCACAACAGGAACAUUCUUCUACCUCCUGGAGGACACCGCCCAUCCUUGCCUGUCCAUCUCUGAAGAUGGCUUCACUAUGUUUUAUGGAGACGAGGAGCUGCCAAUCAGCGCCAUGGCCUUAGAUGACAACAACACUUUUACCAGGUGUGUUGCUGUGCUGGGGGAUCUGAUCCCAGUGAGAGGCCGGCAUUACUGGGAAGUCGAGGUGGACGAUGAGACGGAAUUUAGGAUUGGAGUUGCGUCCGAGGACACGGAGAGGAACUCGUACCUCGGUGCCAACAACACCUCCUGGUGCAUGAGACACAUUCUCACUCCAGCCAGGCAUAAAUAUGAGUUUCUGCACAAUGGCUUGAGCCCAGACCUGAGGAUUACAGUGAAUCCAGUGCGGAUAGGAGUGGCACUGGACUACGAGAGGGGGACUCUCUCCUUUUUUAAUGUGGAUCUGGAACAACACCUCCACACCUUCCAAUGUCACUUCCGAAAUUAUGUCCAUCCUUGCUUCGGCCUGGAUAACCCCGGAGUGCUUACUGUACACAACAGCAUCGAGGCCCCUGAGUAUUCAUUCGUCUAACGCCACAGAUCCAGGUUUAUGCAAUAAAACAGUGUGGAAGGCAGCGAUGUAACUUUAUUUAUCAUCACGUACCAACUUUCUAGGUGACAGACACUUUGAAUAGCCACAUUUAUACAAAGAAAAACUAACCUUAGACAAGGGAUUUUCAUGUGUUUUUAUUAUAGUAUUCCAUGGGAACAAGCAUACACCAUUUUCCAAGAUAAGAAAAACGUUUCACUGAAUUUUACAAUAUGUAUUUAUAGCAUCAGUAACUGCAGCAGACCAAGUGUUUAAAUUCAAACUGGAUAUACGAGAGUCGUUUUUUGAUUAACAAAAAGAUGCUU
Messenger RNA from Cyclopterus lumpus (lumpfish), 2800 nucleotides. RefSeq names its product fibronectin type III and SPRY domain-containing protein 2. The record is from RefSeq and is a predicted model, not a curated record. The transcript has 13 exons. NCBI's taxonomy places the organism in Eukaryota, Metazoa, Chordata, Actinopteri, Perciformes, Cyclopteridae. Gene Ontology annotation, molecular function: protein binding. Bases 612 to 2477 code for a protein of 621 amino acids.